Molecule: messenger RNA, 1140 nt
Organism: Cyclopterus lumpus (lumpfish)
Lineage: Eukaryota; Metazoa; Chordata; Actinopteri; Perciformes; Cyclopteridae
Product: proline-, glutamic acid- and leucine-rich protein 1-like
Exons: 3
Coding region: 296-904 (202 amino acids)
Source: RefSeq, a predicted model, not a curated record
UAAUCACCACACAAUAAAUCAUCUUUUAAAUAGUUUUUAAUAAUAUAGAGCUUUGUUUUAAAAUGUCAGAAAAUCUAAAAAUAUUCAGUUUACAAAAGAUACGAAAUGGAGAAGUGAUGAUUGACAGCUUUGCUACGUCGGCGUCAGCGAUCCGGUUGGUUGAGAGGUUUUCGGGAUCAGGUGGGGCUCGUUUUUCUUCUUCUGGUCUUUUGUGUUUGUGACCCCUCCUGUGAUCCAUUUCCCAUCAUGCUUAGCUGUAGUCUGGCGUCCAUCAGCGUUUACUUUUAUCUGACGCAUGUCUUUAAUUCACUCUUUUCCUCAGGAGGUGAUACAAGGAGUUGCUCAGACAUGGAGCAAAGAGGAAGAGGAGGAGGAAGAAGAGGAGGAAGAGGAGGAGGAAGAGGAGAAAGAGGAGGAAGAAGAGGAGGAAGAGGAAGAAGAGGAUGAGGAUACGUCGGAUGAUCAGAGUUUGGACGAGUCGCCAGAGAAGCCGACGGAGGAGACUCGGAGCGCCGAGCCUGAGGAGCCGAAAGAGGAAUCCCAGCCUGACGGAGAGCGGCCCGCCGCCGCCGCAGAAGAAGAAGAAGAAGAGACAGGCGACGGCACCAAACCGGCCAAUGGGACGGCGGACGGAAACUCCAGGAGCCAAUCAGGCUCCAACAAAAAGCGGUUCCUCUUCAGACGGCUGUCCUUCACCAGGUCCAAGCAGAGCAACCACAGGGACCGGGCCCCAGGGGGGGGCGCCGUCACCGGGGAGGGGGCCGCCAUCACCGGGGCCACCACAGCCGGCGUACACAGAGAGCCUCCCUCCACGCCGGCUGCUGCUGGGAGCAGCGAGCCAGAGACCAACAGGGGCGGAGCCCAGCAGAGGUCCUUAACCUCUGGGACCUGCACCCUGCUGUGAUCACAGCAACCAAGCUCUUAUUUUGAAAAGCCAGACCAAAGUGGGAAGUGGUUUAAAUGAACGCUAUAAAGGAACACUUAAGGGGAAUAUAUCUCUUUAUUUUUUUUACAAAAGAGCACGACCCUCCAUAGAAACCAGUCCGGUAGAUUCUCCAUCACUCCAUUGAUUAUCUGUUCACAAGUGAGCUCUAGCUGAGCCUCCUCCUCCACCUCUUCCUCCUCCUCCGUGUGUGUGUG